This is a messenger RNA of Exserohilum turcica Et28A, 780 nucleotides long. RefSeq lists its product as uncharacterized. The record is from RefSeq and is a predicted model, not a curated record. Bases 206 to 475 code for a protein of 89 amino acids. The transcript has a single exon. Lineage: Eukaryota; Fungi; Ascomycota; Dothideomycetes; Pleosporales; Pleosporaceae.
AUUGCUUCACGCAACUAGGCUGAUGCGCACUGAAGCCACGUCCGUCGAUCACUAUCAUAAAGUGGUGCAACAACUUCUGCACCAUCUGAGACACCCUUAAACCAAUGUGGUGACCCACACAUUCCGUAAAACGAGAUCAUCUCAAACAAUCGCCGCCCCUCGGGAUUUUUAUGCGCGCACUCUAUGCAAAAGCAGCCUCCCCGGCAUGAGAGAUAGAGAGGAGUAUCACAGCGAUGCUGAACCCCACCAAACAUGGCCGCUUCUAGCGACUCCACAGACAGCUGCGCGAAAGCCGAUAUUUGGUCAUCACGACCCUCUUGCCCGAGAACAAUCAUGUAAGAUGCGCGCAGUUCAUCCGCAUUAUACUCCGCACCAGAGCAUCCGCAGCCAUCCGCGUCGAGGCACAAGGGCCUCCGACCACUCUCGCGAGUCAGCCAACAGAUCGUAUCACCACUGCGACUCCGCCGGCAGCUGACAGAGACUGCAUAUUCAUUCAUAACUAAAAUCAUUAGUUAUGCACACAGUUGUUAGUAGUGAGUCCUCGCCACAAAUAAACUCCUUCAAAAAAGAGACAUCAUUUUCCACAACGGUGGAAAUCCCAAACUGGGCGCCAAGUUCUUGACAACGAACCCAUUUCGUGAACGCUUGAGAAAACGUUAUCCCUAACGUGUCAAACAUCCCUGUCUCGCGCAUCCGCGCCCACUCUACCAAUGUCGUACGAGGGGAAAAACUUUCCCCAACCACGACCCACAGCUCCGCUGGAAGGGCAGGAACAACAGC